Coffea eugenioides is the source of this 795-nucleotide messenger RNA. Its product is annotated as transcription factor MYB48. The transcript is spliced from 3 exons. Gene Ontology annotation, cellular component: nucleus. Lineage: Eukaryota; Viridiplantae; Streptophyta; Magnoliopsida; Gentianales; Rubiaceae. Gene Ontology annotation, molecular function: sequence-specific DNA binding; DNA-binding transcription factor activity. Gene Ontology annotation, biological process: regulation of DNA-templated transcription. Bases 1 to 795 code for a protein of 264 amino acids. The record is from RefSeq and is a predicted model, not a curated record.
AUGUCUUGGGAAGUGAUGGCAGCAGAACAAUUGGUUUGGGGUGUGAUGGAGGAAGGGUGGAGAAAGGGUCCUUGGACUGCUGAAGAAGACAGAUUACUCAUUGAAUAUGUCAAGUUGCAUGGUGAAGGCAGAUGGAACUCUGUCGCUAGACUUGCAGGAUUGAAAAGAAAUGGGAAAAGCUGUAGAUUGAGGUGGGUGAAUUACUUGAGGCCAGAUCUCAAGAGGGGCCAAAUAACCCCUCAUGAAGAAAAAGUAAUUCUAGAGCUCCAUGCUAGGUGGGGAAACAGGUGGUCGACAAUUGCUAGAAGCCUGCCAGGAAGAACAGACAAUGAAAUCAAGAACUACUGGAGGACUCAUUUCAAGAAAAAGGCAAAAGUCUCGUCUGAUAACUCAGAAAAAUCAAAAGCACGCCUUCUGAGAAGGCAACAAUUUCAGCAACAACAGCUGCUGCAGCAGCAACAGCAGCAGCAACAACAAACUCAAGUAUUUGACAUGAGGAGGCUUAUGUCGUUACUGGAUGAAAAUGAGAACAGAGUGCCAACUCUGCCUCAGAUGAAACAAGAUGCAUCAGCAGCAGCGACUACUAUCUUUCCCAAUACAAUUGAUGAUCAUCAUCAAGUCUUCCUCUACUCAGUGUUCAACAAUUCCGCAGCUCUGCCAGAAGCAACAAAUCAUGAUCAGGACAUUAACUGGGAUGGUUUAUGGAACAUGGAUGAAUUCAGUGGCAACAUAUAUUACUCGAAUUCGGCAAACAGAGCUACCCUGCGUACAUCUGCAGCCACCCCUUAUUACUGA